UUUCUACUCACUAUUGUAGAUGAUUUAUACUUAUUCACACUUAUAUACACACGCAAGACAUGCCGAUGACCAGAUUCAACUUAUAGACAAUAAUUACCUCAAGAUUAUCCAUCAAUCAAAUAUGGCAUUACUAUCGUGUUGUUUAUGCAAUUCGAGGCCAAAUAAACCACCACACAAGCAAGAUGGACCCUGGUCCUUCCUCGUGGUUACGUGUGCUUUCAUCCAAUCAUGGUUGUUAGUUGGGAUAGUACGAGCCUAUGGCGUUUAUCUUCCUGUUUUGAUGAAGGAGUUCAACGAAGGACGUGAUAAAAUAGCUUUGGUGGGUUCACUUGGCAGUGGACUUGCGUUUCUUAUGACAGUAAUAGUAACCUGGCUAAACUCGUUUAUUGACAGCAGGAUACUGAAUGGAGUUGGUCAUUUGUCAUUGGUAAUAGCUUUCACUGUAUCAUCGAUUAUCCAGAGAGUAGAGUUACUGUACUUAACUUAUAGUAUKUUUUGUGCCAUUGGGAUAKCYUUGAUUUUCCCAACAAAUGUCCUUGUGAUUUUGAAAUACUUUAAAAAACAUCGUUCACUCGCCCAAGGGCUGCAUAGCUCGGGUGGUGCCCUCGGCAUUAUGACGGUGCCCAACAUUUUGCAGUAUUUGUUGGAUUCUGUGGRAUGGAGAAACGCAUUUCGUCUUCAAGGAGCUGCUGUAGUUAUCUCAAGCCUACUCUGUUUGAUGUACAGUCCCAAUGUGGAAAAUGAAARACAUGRCAAUCAAGRUGCCACUGACAGAUCCAACGAGGCCGGAGUUGUCAAUGAAGGUGCUAUAAAUGAGGAUCAUGUUGUUGAUUCCAAGAAUCCCGAACACAGUGCYGGCUUUAACAUUAGUGGCUGUGGUCACAAAAACCAAAAGAAUGAUAUCGUCAAGCAAUCUGAACACAUUGAAAAUARAACCAAGGAUAAAGAUGUCAACGAUCUUGGAGAAGAGAACAAAGAGACUCGUGAAAGCAUCGGCGAAGAUGCAAAUAAACGAGACAUUCAGGAAAAUACAGUACAACUUGAAGAUCACAAUGUGGAUAACAUUACCGCUGAAAAUCCAUCUAAAGAUCGCAAGGUUUCCAGUUUAAGAGCUAUGUUUGAUUUAUCCGUAUGGAGAGUUCCAAUAUACACCGUAUCCGUUAUCUCAAACUGUGUUGCUGCAUUCUCGUUGUUCAGUGUCACUGUUCACUUGGUCAAGUUUUCAGAAGAGGUAGGAUUAUCGGCCACAAGUGCAUCCAGCUUAUAUACCUUCUUGGGUUUGGCAUCGUUAAUAGCAAGGAUCGUCGCUGGUAAACUCUGUGACAUAWCAUGCAUUAAACCCAAUAUGGUUAAUAUGGUGUCAGAACUGAUUGGUGCUAUGGCUACAUUUCUUCUAACUCUUAGCACAACCUAUGUACAUCUAGCAAUCUUGAUAUUGCACUCUCAAGCGAUAGUCCGCUGUCUAAGAGCCAUUGGGGGACUCUGGGCUCGUGAUCGACAGUCUUGUGUCAAACAUUUCGAUGGGUCCCCUCCCACAAGAACAAAGAAGUUUAUAUUCCAAGUAGUAAAUGUGGGUUUCCUGUGGUACAACUUUCAAAAUGGCGGCCAAANGCAGUAUUUGUUGGAUUCUGUGGGAUGGAGAAACGCAUUCCGCCUUCAAGCAGCUGUUUUAGUUAUCUCAAGCCUACUCUGUUUGAUGUACAGUCCCAAUGUGGAAAAUGAAAAACAUGACAAUCAAGAUGCCACUGAAAAAUCGAAAGAGGACGGCGUUGUCAAUGAAGGUGCUAUAAAUGAGGAUCAUGAAGAAAGUGCUGGUUUUAACAUAAGCGGCUGUGCCCACAAAAACCAAAAGAAUGAUAUCGUCCAGCAAUCGGAACACAUUCAAAAUCAAAGCAAGGAUAAAGAAGUAAACSGUCUGGAAGAAAAGCACCAAGAGACCCAUGAAAGMAUCAGUGAAGAUGGAYGCCAWYCAGAAAUACRAAGAGAAAAGGGUGACAUUGAGGAMAAUGCARCACAACUUGAAGAUCACACUGUGGAAAACAUCGCCACURAAAAYCCAUGUAAAGUUCGCAAGGUUUUCAGUUUAAAAGCUAUGUUUGAUUUAUCCGUAUGGAGAGUUCCAAUGUUCACCGUGUUUGUUAUUUCAAAUUGUCUUGCCUCAUUCUCGUUGUUCAGUAUCACUGUUCACUUGGUSAAGUUUUCAGAAGAGGUAGGAUUAUCGGCCACAAGUGCAUCCAGCUUAUAUACCUUCUUUGGUUUGGCAUCGUUAAUGGCAAGGAUCGUCGCUGGUAAACUCUGCGACAUAUCWUGCAUUAAACCCAAUAUGGUUAAUAUGGURUCAGAACUGAUUGSUGCUAUGGCUACAUUUCUUCUAACUCUUAGCACAAGCUAUGUUCAUCUAGCAAUCUUGAUAUUCAUGUAUGGAUUUGCUGAUGGYAUGUUUCGAACAACCACUAUUGUGCUUUUAACAACUACUGUGGAAAGAUCAAAGUCUAGCUCAGCGCUUGGCCAAGGAAAUUCUAUUGUCGCUCCUUUUUUUACUGCUGGUCCAGCUAUCACAGGGYUACUUGCAGAUGAUUUCGGAGAAUACACCAAGGCCUUCUAUGUCAAUGGAUGUGUUCUUAUUGCAUCAGCCGCUGUACACCUAAUACCGAUAUUGUUUAGGUGCCGUCAAACUUCAAAUAGCUUUACUUUGGCUCACGUUGAGAUGAGUCCUGUUCAAGACAACUGUAAUGCAAAUGAUAACCAAGUUGCUAUGCAAACAUCAAAGACAAAUCCUAGUUUUACCGCGGAUUGUUGAAAUCUUAAUGAAUUAGUGACUUGCUUAUUUAUUGUCAUAGAUAGAUACGAUACAGAUAGGGAUGUGAACACUGGCAGAUAGAUCGACAGUGUUUUAGAAAGUAUUAAUAAUAAUUUUCAUCUCAUAUCAAAUGGAAAUCAUCAAAUGAUCAGUUACAUGUAUGAAACAAAAAGAAGAAGAGUCAUUUUGAUAAAGAUUACCCUUUACUUGUACUGACAAUAAAAUGAAAAUCCACUCCCGA
Messenger RNA from Exaiptasia diaphana, 3041 nucleotides. RefSeq lists its product as uncharacterized. Bases 20 to 2800 code for a protein of 926 amino acids. Gene Ontology annotation, molecular function: transmembrane transporter activity. The record is from RefSeq and is a predicted model, not a curated record. The transcript is spliced from 8 exons. NCBI's taxonomy places the organism in Eukaryota, Metazoa, Cnidaria, Anthozoa, Actiniaria, Aiptasiidae. Gene Ontology annotation, biological process: transmembrane transport.